AAAUGUCUGAUUGUGAAAAAGAAAAAGUAGAAAAUCCAAACAUUUCCAUCGAACCUCUCCAGAACAUAUCUUUAUUUAAAAAGUAUCGAUGGAGCAUUCUAACGGAAACGGCCUCGUACUCUUUGACUUCCAGCCUUUGACAAUCAGACCUAAAAAAAUUGAGCUUUGAAGUCUAAGCAAUUGGCAACGGCAUGUUCAAUAUGGUGGUAUUGAAUUAUUGCCAUGAAUACUAUUCAUAAUAACUCAACCUCUAAAUCGGGAGGCCAUCACAAUUUCUAAUAGAAUAAGUUCCAGGUGCAUUUCAGUAAAUUACUUUUUCUAUUUAUAUUUUCAAAGUAACGGUUCUGGCUAUUGCAAGUGGUAUUUACGUCAUGACACUGAAUCAUGUUGAGCAAGAGCUCUCGACAAAUGAAGACUACAAGGAAGAGCUCAAUGGGGAAGAAGUGCACAUGAAAAUAGUGAAGAACAACGAAACAAAUAUUCAUUCCUACACUUCUUUUACCAAUGGAAUUUCUAAAUUUACAUCCGAUUUUUAUCAGAAAUCGAUCCAAGGAAGUAGCGGUAAUGUUAUUAUUUCACCGUUGUCUGUAGUGAGUGCACUGGGCCUCGUUUCACAAGCAACAGGAGGCAAUACUUUUGAACAGAUAAAAAAUGGCUUGCAUUUGACCGAAAAUCAGACAAUUGUAGCCGAUCAUUUUCACAAAUACUUUAGCAAAUUACAGCAAGGCAUUGGGAAGACAACACUGGCCAUUUUAAACCAGAUUUAUGUGCAAGAAUGCUAUGAAAUAAAUGCCGAUUUCCAAGAUGUGGCCGAGAAAAAGUUUUUAUCGGGUGUCGAAUUGGUGGAUUUCGAAGAUUCCAUUGACACGGCUGAAUACAUAAAUCAAUUUGUCAAGAGAAAAACCAACAAUAAAAUUAAAGACUUAAUUGAACCACAUCUACUGAACUCCAAUACACGCGCGAUUUUAGUGAAUGCAGUUUCAUUCAAAGGCAUGUGGUUGGACGAAUUUGAAAAACCUAAAACACAUAAAGGAGACUUUUAUAACACUGAAUCGGAAACCGUUCUCGUUGACUAUAUGUAUAAAGAGAGUCAAUUCAACUACGCAGUAUUCGAUUCUUUGGAUGCCGCUGCAGUGCAAAUGAGAUACAGAAAUUCAAAUUUUUCAUUCAUUAUUCUUUUGCCACGCACUAUUGAUGGAUUGUCUGCACUAGAGGAUAAAAUUAAACAUUUUAAUCUAACCAAAAUCGUCGACAAAAUGCAAUUUAAGUGGAUUGAGCUCAAAGUUCCAAAAUUCAAAAUUGAAUUUGAUAUCAACUUGAAUGAUAUCUUAAAGAACUUGGGGAUGACUGAAAUGUUUACAUCGAAAGCAAAUUUCAGUGGUCUAUUGGAAUCUCGGCAAACGAACGAGCCGCUAUACGUUUCAAAUGUUAUCCAUAAAACUGCAAUUGAAAUCAACGAACAGGGUACUGAUGCCUAUUCUGCAACAGCUUCUGCAUUAAUAUUAUCGGGUGGCAUAAACGCAAUCAAGUUCCUUGCUGAUCAUCCAUUUUUCUUCUACAUUUGGGACAAUCAAACAAAGAAUGCAGUUUUCAGUGGCCGUGUCACUCAGUUCGAUUGAUUAAAAAUACUCUUUGAUGAGGAAUCAAACGUAGACUCAUUCAAUGAGAGUCACCAAUAUAUGUGCUAUCUUUCUUCCUUGAACAAAAAGUCUCAUAUAAUUUUGUAGAUUAAAACAAUUUAUUCCGAAUUCUUAAAUUUUAUAUCAAUUUAUAGUGGAUUUUCUUUUUCGAGUUCGAGAAUACAAAGUU
Messenger RNA from Sitodiplosis mosellana (orange wheat blossom midge), 1809 nucleotides. RefSeq names its product serine protease inhibitor 42Dd-like. The transcript has 5 exons. NCBI's taxonomy places the organism in Eukaryota, Metazoa, Arthropoda, Insecta, Diptera, Cecidomyiidae. The record is from RefSeq and is a predicted model, not a curated record. Gene Ontology annotation, molecular function: serine-type endopeptidase inhibitor activity. Bases 372 to 1619 code for a protein of 415 amino acids.